AUGUUAACGACUCGUGAUUUAAAUCCGUCAAGCCAACCUUCGCCAGAGCAGGAGCGACCGCAGCAACAAAGGCCGCUGGUGACAUUGGACCAGCCAUCGACAUCGGCGCAGCAACCGGGUGUCCAGGCGCCGGGAUGUUUUUUGACAGGCCCCGAGGUGAGCCGCGUAGGAAUGCGAAUGCCGGAGUUCACUCCCGCGGAUCCUGAACUCUGGUUCAGUAUAGUAGACCGAAGUUUUCAGGCCGCCGGAAUAACGAUCGACGCAACGAAAUUUGGCUAUGCGCUGACGGCAAUCGGGCCGCGUUACAGCACCGAAGUACGCGAUAUAAUUAUGAACCCGCCGAAUGAAAGAGCGUACGAAACCUUAAAAACGGAGCUAAUUAAACGCCUUAGCUUAUCGCAAGAACAUAAAACGCGUAGAUUGCUAGAACAUGAGGAAAUCGGCGACAGAAAGCCGUCGCAAUUUCUGCGGCAUUUACGCACCCUCGCCGGAAGCGUCGUCGGCGACCAGGUUCUAAGAACUAUCUGGCUGAGUCGGCUACCGACGUAUAUCCAACCGCAUCUUGUGACGCGCCACGCGGAUACGAACGAUCAGUUAGCGGAUAUUGCGGACGCGAUCGUAGAGGCCACACGGGCGCCGACUUUUCAAGUCGCAGAGACUGCGCGGACUCCCGUGAUACAGAACGCAAAUGACACCAGUGCAAUCGAGGCAAGAAUGGAGGUAAAAUUCGCGCAGUUACAGUUGGCGCUACAACAGGAAAUGACGGAGAAGUUAUCGGCGCUCCAAAGAUCGAUCGAAGCUAUCGGAGAAGGCCGAUCCCGUCGGGAGAAUCGGGGCCGCGAAGGAGCGUUCCGAACUCGUUCGCGCUCGCGGUCGCGUUCUCGAAGCCGCGGACACGUAUCGAACGGACUCUGUUGGUUCCAUUGGCGUUUCGGGCCGGAUGCUCGACGAUGUGAGCCGCCUUGCUCGGCACAGCAACAGGGAAACGCAGGGGCCAGUCGCUAA
Molecule: messenger RNA, 1005 nt
Organism: Wasmannia auropunctata (little fire ant)
Lineage: Eukaryota; Metazoa; Arthropoda; Insecta; Hymenoptera; Formicidae
Exons: 1
Coding region: 1-1005 (334 amino acids)
Source: RefSeq, a predicted model, not a curated record